Messenger RNA from Psilocybe cubensis, 612 nucleotides. RefSeq lists its product as uncharacterized. Gene Ontology annotation, biological process: protein transport; endosome transport via multivesicular body sorting pathway; late endosome to vacuole transport. The transcript has 5 exons. The coding region runs from base 1 to 612 and encodes 203 amino acids. Gene Ontology annotation, cellular component: ESCRT III complex; multivesicular body. The record is from RefSeq and is a predicted model, not a curated record. NCBI's taxonomy places the organism in Eukaryota, Fungi, Basidiomycota, Agaricomycetes, Agaricales, Agrocybaceae.
AUGAGCAAUCUUGAGAAAACCCUCUUCCAGUUAAAGUUUACAGCAAAGACUCUGAGUCGCCAGGCGAAAAAGGCUCAGAAAGAUGAGAACAGCGAGAAACUACGACUGAAGAAGGCACUACAGCAGGGCAACAACGAUGGAGCUCGUAUCUACGCCUCAAACGCAAUUAGAAAGAAGAGCGAGGCACUCAAUCUACUUCGUCUAUCGAGCAGGAUAGAUGCGGUCGCCAGCAGAGUAGAGACAGCCGUUACAAUGCGUCAAGUGACUGGGAACAUGACUUCAGUUGUUCGUGGAAUGGAUAAAGCUAUGGACAGCAUGAAUCUCGAACGAAUAUCGAUGGUCAUGGACAAAUUUGAGGCCCAAUUUACCGAUCUCGAUGUACAAACCUCCUACAUGGAAGAUGCCAUGAGUUCGACAACCGCAACUUCUACACCCCAAGACCAGAUCGAUCAGCUCAUGCGUCAAACAGCAGAGGAAGCCAAUAUAGAGCUUCAACAUGACCUAGCUGCGAAGGAAAUUCCUUCCUUAGCUGAUCUUUCUCCCAAGGAGAAGGUCCAAGAUGAAGAUGACAAACUGGCAGAUCGACUGCGGGCGCUGAGACCCGCAACAUGA